UGUCAGCGGAGAUGUGGGCCCCGCAGGAUCCAGAGGACGGGUGGGAUGGGUCUGCGAGGUGCUCCUGGACCCGAUGGUCCCAAAGGAAUGAAGGGAGAUCCAGGACCACAGGGCAUGCCUGGACCCGCUGGUGCUGCAGGACUAGAGGGACCUGCUGGCGAUGAUGGACCCAAGGGAGAUGCCGGCAAACCCGGUCCAGUGGGUGCAGUGGGUGCCAUGGGGCCGAUGGGUGCCCCCGGGCUGCGGGGAUACACCGGGCACCAAGGAGCCAGAGGAUCAGUGGGUGCCAAGGGCCAGCCAGGCCAGCAGGGUCCUCUGGGGCCACCAGGUGAAGCUGGAGCCACAGGGUUGAGCGGCACCGAGGGUCUGGCAGGUGCUAAGGGGGAGCCGGGCGAGCCAGGAGUACCGGGACCAAUGGGGUCUCCAGGACAAGCCGGUCCUGAAGGGUGGAAAGGCCGCAAAGGAGAAAAGGGUGAUGUGGGGCAUGAAGGACAACAAGGAGUCCCCGGAGAAGCUGGCAGACGGGGCAAGCGAGGCAAAGCUGGCCAGCAGCCCCCGAGGGGACCCCGGGGACACAAGGGCCAUCCAGGUGACAAGGGGCUGGAAGGACCCCAGGGACCCCAAGGACCCCAUGGCAUUCCAGGGCUGAAGGGCAUGAAAGGAGACCCUGGACUGAAAGGACCCAAGGGCGAGAAGGGCAGCACAGGGGAGCGGGGCCAGCAAGGGGACGAUGGCUUCAAGGGCAAGCUGGGAGCCCAGGGCAUCCCUGGAAGGCCAGGACCCAAGGGACAGCCGGGUGACACUGGCCCCCCCGGCACACAGGGACACCCUGGCACCCCCGGGACACCGGGCUUGUCUGGACCCAAAGGGCUGAAAGGCUUCCCAGGGCUGCCGGGACCCAGGGGUGCACCAGGGCUGCCAGGCCCCCCUGGCCCCCCUGGCCCCAGUGGACCCGUGCUGAUGCUGUCCAGGGAGGAGCUACAGCACCUCAUUUAUCCCUCCAACCACCUGAACUACACUGCGGUCUGGGCUCUGCUGGACACCCUGAGCCAGGAGCUGCAAGCUCUUGUGGAGCAUCCCAAUGGCACCAAAGCCAACCCAGCAGCCACCUGCAAGGAGCUGCUGCUGGCUCACCCUCACCUCCCUGAUGGGCAAUACCACAUUGACCCCAACCAGGGCAGCUCCCAGGAUGCGCUGGUGGCCUUCUGCAACUUCACAGCGGGGGGUGAGACCUGCAUAGCCCCCAUCCACAACCAGGUCCCCAUCAAGGCUUGGCUGAGCACUUACACCUCUGAGAACACCUUCGAGUGGUUCAGCACCCUGCCCGGGGGCUUCCUGCUGGAGUACGCAGGGGCCAGCGCAGUGCAGCUCCGGUUCCUGCGCCUGCACAGCCGCCUGGUCACACAGAAGGUCUCCUACUCCUGCAGACCGGCCCCGCAGCAGGGCCAGCCCCAGCUCCAGAAAGAAAUCCGCUUCCUGGCCGAUUCCCGGGAGCAGAGCUAUGCAGCCAGCCUGCAGGGCUGCCUGCUGGACAACGACUCCUCCAUCACCGACACCAUCUUCCACUUCGCCAGCGAAGAGCUGACCCUGCUGCCGCUGCGGGACCUGGCCGUGUUCCACAAUGGAGAUGCCUCACACCAGUUCGGUUUCACAGUGGGACCAGUUUGCUUCAGCUGA
Messenger RNA from Melopsittacus undulatus (budgerigar), 1677 nucleotides. RefSeq names its product collagen alpha-1(II) chain-like. The record is from RefSeq and is a predicted model, not a curated record. The transcript has 23 exons. Gene Ontology annotation, molecular function: extracellular matrix structural constituent conferring tensile strength. Bases 46 to 1677 code for a protein of 543 amino acids. Gene Ontology annotation, biological process: extracellular matrix organization. Lineage: Eukaryota; Metazoa; Chordata; Aves; Psittaciformes; Psittaculidae.